UUUGAAAGACACCAUAAUAAAUAUUGGCAACAUGGCUUUGACUAGAGCAAAACGUGGACGAAGUCCCAAGAAGACAGAAGGAAAAUCAACACGAAAAAACAGAGAUAGUGAAUCGAAAGUGCAGCAGAAAGUUUCCAAAUCAUCCACCGCGAAGGAAGCUGGCAGUAAAACAGGAUUAGAAACUGGAGAGGAGACAGAAUUGUUUGUUCAAAAGUCUCACAGAACAGCUGCCGCUAGGAAGCGAUCGAUGGUUGUGAAAGCACCCGAAACUUCGGGGGAGGAAGACGUUGAGCUAGAGGAUACGAGGACGGAUGAACAGGACGAUGAUUCGGAUGCCUCAAAUGACUCUUUCCCGCAGUUUGUCAUUGACUCCAAGCCAGAUUUUCGAUUAAAUGUGGAUAAUGGUGACUCGGAAAAUGACGAGAAUGACUCAGAAUUUGAAUUCCCGUCGAGUUUUGUGAUAGAUAAAGUCGGCAGCUCCACAAAAAUUAGACAUGGACAAAUCAAAACAAAUGUGAAAGAGUCUGACUCUGAGAACGUUGAACGUGGUGACAAUUCAUCUUUAUCAAAGAAAAGUAGUGAAAACAAACAUAGCAAGCAGAAACUUUCACAGGAGAAGAAAAGCUUGCCCUCAUUAGCUGCUCCCUGUGAGAUUGAUGUCGGUAUGGACCUGGGAGAUUGUUAUAUCAAUCUGGAUGGAGAGGAUGCUAUGUCAAGCAAGACGGCUGUGGAAAAUAUCCUUCUCAAGAGCCAGAAAGAUGAGCUGAUAAAGAAGAGUGUGUUAACUCCAGAUUUUGAGAAGAAGCACAGCAUACCUCCGUACAAGAUUGGAAUGAGACAGCUGAAGAAGCAGAGAAAGCAAGAGCGAGAGUCAACGAAGGGAGAUGGGUGGUUCAACAUGAAGGCUCCAGAGAUGACGGAGGAGCUACGGAAUGACAUCAAGGUGAUUCGGAUGAGAUCGACUCUCGAUCCAAAGAGAUUCUACAAAAGCAAUGAUAUGGCAGCUAUCCCAAAGUUUGUCCAGAUUGGUACGGUUGUGGACAACCCUGUAGACUUCUACCAUUCUCGCGUUCCAAAGAAACAACGCAAGCAAACCCUGGUGGAUGAAUUACUGGCAGAUUCAGAUACGAGGAGGUAUAACAAGAGAAAAUAUAUGGAGCUACAAGAGAGGUUCAACUCUAUCCCUAAAGGUCAAAAGAAGCGCAACUAUGGAAGGAAGAUGGACUAUGGAAAGAAGAAGAUGGAUGCAAGGAAGCGAUAAUAUUCUAUGGACUCGCUAGAAGGGCUUCUGUUUUUUGUGGAAAUUGUGAUUUACAUUAGGAUGAUUAAAUAAAAGAGUUUUAGUAGAAACUGGGGUAACAACCAAAAACAAUCACCUUUUAAAUACUUUUUUUAAUUUUGCUGUUCGGAUAUGUACGUCACAGGUUGGAAAAUAGCCUGCAAUUAUUAAAUUUACAUGAUUUUUAAAAAUCUUAGUAUAAAAUGUCAUGUGUCAUAUGCUUGUGACAUUUCAUUUAUUGCUGUUCUAGUCAAUUU
This is a messenger RNA of Strongylocentrotus purpuratus (purple sea urchin), 1536 nucleotides long. RefSeq names its product deoxynucleotidyltransferase terminal-interacting protein 2. Bases 32 to 1261 code for a protein of 409 amino acids. NCBI's taxonomy places the organism in Eukaryota, Metazoa, Echinodermata, Echinoidea, Camarodonta, Strongylocentrotidae. Gene Ontology annotation, biological process: RNA processing. Gene Ontology annotation, cellular component: nucleolus. The transcript is spliced from 6 exons. Gene Ontology annotation, molecular function: RNA binding. The record is from RefSeq and is a predicted model, not a curated record.